CAGUUGUCUAGUACCGGUCCGCCGACAACAUUUUCGUCCUUAAUGGCCUAGCUCUCACCAACCACGGGUCUCCGCCCCUUCCGUCAAUGAUUUGACGACGAUGUCUCGCCUUGAUAGAUCGACCAGUCUAGAUCCACCACCGGAAAAGACCAUUUUUCGCAUAGAUCUAAAUGAAGAUCGUCCAGUUCACUCGACGACAACGUCGAUGUACGCUCCUAGCGAAGCAGGGGAUCUCGCCAUGCCUUCGGUUUUGUUUCCAUCCAUGCGGUUGAUGCUGGCAGCGAUGUUGUGCUGCUGCUUCAUCACACUCUCCAUAUCCAGUUCAAAUCUCGCUGUAGCGCUGAUUUGUAUGACUUCUUGCCCACAUCAUGGAUACGGAGGAGAUCUGAAGUGGAAAACAGAACAGGAAGGCUUGGUGCUGGCUGCCCAGAAUGCUGGUUCGCUCCUCACUUUGGUCACAGGAAUGUGGGCGGAUCGUCUCAACGGGAAGUGGAUGGUUUUCGUUGCCCUUCUCCUGUGCUGCGUUGGGAACUUAGUUCUCCCUCUGUUUGCUGCCGAAUCAUUUUGGUUCGCUGUAGCUGCCAGAGUCGCUGUAGGAGCUUCGGAUGCUUGUCUGAUGCCUGCCUGUAAUUCGCUGAUUACAAGGUGGUUCCCACAAUCCGAACGAGCGGCAGCUAUAGGACUUAUCUCGGGCGGACGACAAAUAGGAACUCUUUUCAUCCUACCAACAGCUGGCUAUCUAUGCACGAGGAAAGACAUCCUCGACGGAUGGCCUGCAAUAUUCUACUUGUCAGCAUGCAUUUCCAUUCUAGUCACAGUUUUCUGGAUUCCAUUUGGAGCGGACAAACCAGCAAAACAAUGCUGCAUUUCGGGUCGAGAGCGAAAUUUUAUCGAAAGCAGAAUAGCAUGCGAAUCAAUCGGAAAACGAACAGAUCGCUCUCGCCGUGUACCUUACCAGGCUAUGCUAAAAUCAAAAGCAUUGUGGGCAUCAAUUUUUGCCCUGGUGUGUCAUGAGUACCCAUUGGUCAUCAUGUUGCAGUUCCUUCCGAACUACAUGCGUGACGUGCUCGAGUUUGCACCCACUCAAAAUGGACUAAUGGCAGCUUUGCCUAUUCUUUGUCUAUUCUUAUCAAAGACGGUCUCAUCGUCGUUUGCAACUUAUCUGGUUGAGAAAAGGGACAUGGACAAGACAGUCGUGUGCAAGGGUUUCAAUGCUGUGGCAUCUGGAGGUCUAGCGAUGUGCAUCUUCAUUGUUCCUCUCUUCGAUAAAAAUCAAGCAGUGUUUGCUGUCGUUUCGCUUUGUGGUGCCAUGGUUUUUGCAGGAAUGCACACUCCCGGAGUAAUCACUGCCUUAGUCCAGCUUGCUCCACCAUUUUCGGGUAUCAUCACCGGUUGGUCCUUCUUUGCUGUAGCCUGGUUCAGUAUCGGAAACAAGAUUCUAACGAAGCACAUCGUCCAGCAAGGCGCUGCUUCGGAAUGGUCGAUGGUUUUUCGGGUUUCGGCUUUAGUAGCCGCACUGCCUGUCUUUGUUUUCACUUGGUGGGGCUCUGCUGACAGACAGAUAUGGGCUGCACCAUCAUCCAAAGCUUCGGUUUGCUCAUUUUCCACUUACAGGAAGUCAAAAAGUGGCGCAACUAUUUGCACACAGCUAUCCCGAGAAACGUCCUUGUCCUCGAUGUCUACACGUGAUGGAGUUCCGGUGAAAAGAAAAGUCUCCAACAACAGCGUGUCUCGAACUGGCAGUCUUGCAAAGAAUCUCAACGAAGCCAAAUCUUAG
This is a messenger RNA of Cylicocyclus nassatus, 1777 nucleotides long. The record is from the annotation of a GenBank genome assembly. Lineage: Eukaryota; Metazoa; Nematoda; Chromadorea; Rhabditida; Strongylidae.